This is a messenger RNA of Nerophis lumbriciformis (worm pipefish), 1449 nucleotides long. NCBI's taxonomy places the organism in Eukaryota, Metazoa, Chordata, Actinopteri, Syngnathiformes, Syngnathidae. The record is from RefSeq and is a predicted model, not a curated record.
AUGGCGGACAUCAGUCAAGGGAGUUCAGAGCUAAACACAGCAGAAACUCAUGAAGGAUCUAGCAGUGAAGAUGAUAACACGAACGAAGACAGUGGCGAAACUCAGGAGGCGGUAAAGACCUUCCGAGACUUGGGUGUCACCGACGUGCUGUGCGAGGCUUGUGAUCAGCUGGGAUGGAAGAAUCCAACAAAGAUUCAGAUUGAAGCUAUACCAGUGGCCCUGCAAGGGAAGGAUGUCAUUGGCUUGGCUGAGACCGGUUCAGGAAAGACAGGGGCGUUUGCUCUGCCCAUCCUUCAGUCCCUAUUGGCCUCUCCCCAGAGGCUACACACCCUUGUCCUAACUCCCACCAGAGAGUUGGCCUUUCAGAUCUCAGAGCAGUUUGAGGCUUUGGGUUCAAGCAUCGGCGUCAAAUGCGCUGUCGUAGUUGGUGGAAUUGACAUGAUGUCCCAGUCUUUGGUGUUAGCCAAGAAACCACAUAUUGUCAUAGCUACACCCGGUCGAUUGAUAGACCACUUGGAGAACACGAGGGGCUUCACCUUGCGAGCACUGAAGUUUCUUGUCAUGGAUGAAGCAGAUCGAAUACUUAAUAUGGACUUUGAGACUGAGGUGGAUAAAAUAUUAAAAGAGAUUCCCAGGGACAGACGCACCUUUCUUUUCUCUGCAACCAUGACAAAAAAGGUCCAAAAGCUCCAGCGGGCCGCUCUGAGAGACCCGGUCAAGUGUGCUGUUUCUACCAAAUACACUACAGUAGAUAAACUGCAGCAGUACUACAUCUUCAUACCAUCCAAGUACAAGGACUGUUAUCUGGUGUCAAUCCUCAACGAGCUGGCUGGCAACUCCUUCAUCAUUUUCUGCGGAACCUGCAACAGUGCGCAGCGUGUAGCGCUCUUGUUGAGAAACCUUGGUAUUACUGCCAUCCCUCUUCAUGGUCAGAUGAGUCAGAACAAACGUCUAGGAGCACUAAACAAGUUCAAGGCUAAGUCGCGGUCAGUUCUCCUGGCAACCGAUGUGGCAUCCAGAGGACUCGACAUUCCGCACGUUGACUGUGUCAUCAACUACGACAUCCCUACGCAUUCCAAGGACUACAUCCACAGAGUCGGGCGGACAGCAAGAGCAGGUCGAUCGGGGAAGUCAAUCACGUUUGUCACCCAGUAUGAUGUGGAGCUUUUCCAGAGAAUUGAAAGCCUGAUAGGAAAGAAACUUCCUGCCUUCCCCACCCACGAAGAGGAGGUGAUGAUGUUGGUGGAGAGGGUCAGCGAGGCCCAGCGAUUUGCCAAACUGGAAAUGAAAGAACAGGGUGAGAAAAGGAAAAGACCCAAAGAUCGAGCUGGAGACGAGGAUGACACAGAGCAAGCGAGCGGCGUAAGGAAGAAGGUGAAAGGAGGCUCGGGAGCAAUACGAGUAGGCGGGAAGAAGAGAGGCGGCGGUGCCUGGAGAGGCGGACGUUGA